Molecule: messenger RNA, 1621 nt
Organism: Erigeron canadensis
Lineage: Eukaryota; Viridiplantae; Streptophyta; Magnoliopsida; Asterales; Asteraceae
Product: pectinesterase 2-like
Exons: 2
Coding region: 139-1560 (473 amino acids)
Biological process (GO): cell wall modification
Molecular function (GO): pectinesterase inhibitor activity; pectinesterase activity
Source: RefSeq, a predicted model, not a curated record
ACCAUUAACAAGAACAUCUCGGCCUUAUACGUACUCCUCACAAUAUUUAUUUCAUCAUUUGUUUUUUCCUCAGCCUUACCGAACGACGUAAAUUGGUGGUGUGACAAAACACCAAACCCCGAGCCAUGCAAGCAUUUCAUGAGCAGCAAAUCACAAAAAUUAGGAUUCAUUCCGGGUAAAUCUGAAUUUCGUAAAAUGACUAUGGAACUAGCCUUGGAACGUGCACUUACCGCCGAGAGUCACACCAAAUGGCUUGGCCCAAAGUGUCGUAACGAGAAAGAGAGAGCUGCAUGGGCUGACUGUUUGACCCUCUACGAAAACACCAUCAUGCAACUAACCCAAACCUUGGACCCAACCACCAAAUGUACCGAUUUUGAUACUCAAACAUGGCUCAGCACCGCACUAACCAACCUCGAGACAUGUCGAGCUGGGUUUAUGGAGCUUAAUGCUUCAGACUACAUUUUACCACUCAUGUCUAAUAACGUAACGAAACUUAUUAGUAAUACUUUGGCUAUCAACAACGGAUCAACACCACCCGUGGCGACUUACAAAGGGGGGUUUCCAAAUUGGGUUGUGCCUGGUGACAGGAAGCUUCUCCAAACAGCGGCACCAAGGGCAAACAUUGUGGUGGCUCAGGACGGUUCAGGGAAUUUUAAAACGAUUAAGGCAGCUAUUGACGCGGCUGCAAAGAGAAGUGGGAGUGGGAGGUUUGUUAUUUAUAUAAAAAGGGGUGUUUAUAGAGAGAAUAUUGAGAUCGGGAACAAAAUGAAGAAUAUUAUGCUUGUGGGUGAUGGGUUGAAGUACACCAUCAUCACCGGCAGCCGCAGUGUUGGAGGCGGUUCCACCACCUUUAAAUCCGGCACCGUUAUUGUAACCGGUUCUGGCUUCAUUGCUCGUGGCAUAACAUUCCGUAACACUGCUGGCCCUCAGAACCACCAAGCAGUUGCCCUCAGGUCAAGCUCUGACUUUUCGGUCUUCUAUCGUUGUGGCUUCGAAGGAUAUCAAGAUACGCUCUACGUCCACUCCCAACGACAAUUCUACAAAGAAUGCUACAUUUAUGGUACCGUUGAUUUCAUUUUUGGAAACGCAGCCGUGGUUUUCCAAAACUGCAUGAUUUACGGAAGACGAGGCAUGGCUGGUCAACAAGUCACAAUUACAGCCCAAGGUCGAACAGACUCGAAUCAAAAUACUGGGAUCUCGAUUCAAAACUCUCGAAUCAUGGCUGCAUCCGACUUAAAACCGGUCUUGAGCUCAUUUAAAACAUACUUAGGCCGGCCAUGGAAGCAAUAUUCUAGAACGGUCUUCUUGAAAAAUUAUAUUGAUAGUUUGGUGGACCCGGCCGGAUGGUUAGAAUGGGAUGGGAAUUUCGCACUUAAUACGUUGUACUAUGGUGAAUAUAGAAACACUGGACCGGGUUCAUCAACAAGCCGAAGAGUAAAGUGGCGUGGGUAUCGGGUUAUUACUAACGCAAACGAGGCUUCUAAGUUUACGGUCGCAAAUUUCAUUGCGGGUCAGUCGUGGUUACCUGGUACUAGUGUGCCGUUUUAUUCUAGCCUCUAAGUCAUUCUAAGUUGACUUUUUUGGUUGAAAAUUAAUUUGUGUAUUUAUUUUCCAUUUGUAA